Messenger RNA from Dipodomys ordii (Ord's kangaroo rat), 1630 nucleotides. It is a transcript of the gene Slc66a1, whose product is annotated as PQ loop repeat containing 2. The record is from RefSeq and is a predicted model, not a curated record. The transcript is spliced from 8 exons. NCBI's taxonomy places the organism in Eukaryota, Metazoa, Chordata, Mammalia, Rodentia, Heteromyidae. Bases 154 to 1083 code for a protein of 309 amino acids.
AAGCCUUCGAGGUGAGGAGCAGAACGCCGAGGCUUCCUGACCUGCUCAGAGCACCAGACGAACUGGCUACAGGCUGAAGGAACCCUCACCUGGCUUGGUACACCAGCACCUCCCUCCCACACGGUCCUGGGCUGGGAAGCUCCCUCUGCAGCCAUGGUCUGGAAGAAACUGGGGCCCGGCAACUUCUCCAGAUGUCCCAAUGGCUCUAGCCUGUGGAUCUGGGAUGUAUUUGGCGAAUGUGCCCAGGAUGGCUGGGAUCAGGCCAGUGUGUUCCUGGGCUUGGUCUCCAUCCUCUGUUUUGCUGCCUCUACUUUCCCUCAGUACAUCAAGGCCUGCAAGACUGGCAACAUGGACCAGGCCCUGUCCCUGUGGUUCCUCCUGGGCUGGAUUGGUGGAGACUCCUGCAACCUCAUUGGCUCCUUCCUUGCGAACCAGCUGCCCCUGCAGACCUACACGGCUGUGUAUUACGUCCUGGCCGAUCUGGUGAUGUUGACCUUGUACUUCCAUUACAAGUUCAAGAAACGCCCCUCGCUGUUGUCUGUGCCCAUCAAUUCUGUGCUCCUGUUCAUCAUGGGGACAGUAUGUCUUGUGCCGCUGCUCAGCAGCCCGGGCCCUGUGGCUGUGCCCAGCGAAGUCUUCCGGGGGCGGACGCUCCUGUCUGUGGAGCUGGGCAGUAAGGGGAGGUGCGGCUCACCCCAAGGCCCUCCCUGCCAGGUCAGGUUCACGUUGGUGCCCUUCACGAAGCAGGAGAUCAUUGGCUUCGUCAUCGGCUCCAUCUCCAGCGUGCUGUACCUGCUGUCCCGGCUGCCGCAGAUCCGCACCAAUUUCAUACGCAAGUCCACCCAGGGGAUCUCAUACUUGCUGUUCGCGUUGGUGAUGCUGGGGAACACGCUGUACGGGCUGAGUGUGCUGCUCAAGAACCCCGAGGCGGGGGAGAGUGAGGGCAGCUACCUGCUGCACCAUCUGCCCUGGCUCGUGGGCAGCCUGGGCGUGCUGCUGCUGGACACCAUCAUCUCCAUCCAGUUCCUGGUGUACAGGAACCGCCCCACCUCGCCAGAGCACGAGCCCCUCCUCCACAGCUGAGCCCUGGACGGAUGGACGGUGGGGACCGCCUGACCCAGCUGCCCCCUGCCAAGCCCCAGUCCUUCCGGACUGACCCGACGGACUCAGCCUUCCAGAUGCAGGAUGGCCUCCACGGACAAGCCUCCCCAGGGAGCCUGGCAGGACCCAAGGCGCCCUUUCCACUACCUCAUUCCACCCGCACGUCCUGGGGGCGGGCCAUGGCCCCUCCCCCACACAGCCAUUGACUAGUAAACGGCACUCCCCGCCCGGAGCCUGCGUCCGCUGCUCCUUCCUGGGGUACUGACCUCUGGGCUUCUGGUGGGACACGGUGGCUGGCAGGGACCAGGCUGAGCCCAGAGCAGCGUCCGGGGCCCCUGGUUUCUUUGGAUGAGUGUCUGUGCUCUCUCUGGCUGUGGGGACACAGUGGCCAGGAUGCAGCAACCCUGCUUCAGGGCAGGUCGGGAGCAGCAGGUGGAUACGUCUCGGCCCACGCUGGCCAUUAGCUCAUCGCCUGUGGGUGGACAAUGUGAGGGUCAUGCGUCCCUCUGGAGGAUUAACAGGGAGGGGU